CUGUUCCUGCGCUUCCUCUCCUUUUGUCUUCCCUUUCUCAUUCCCUUCUUCUUCUGCUCUCCCUCCCUCCCUCCCUCCCUCCUUCCCUCUCUCUCCUUUGUCUUCCUUUCUCUCCCGUUCUCCUUUCCUCCCGGGGAGAGGCGGGGACAGCCGGGAGCCUCCGCGCCGUGACGCGCAGAGGAAGCGGCGAGGGGGAAGCGGAGCCAUGGCUGCAGCAGAUGCAGAAUCCCUCGGAGGAGACGAUUGCCUGGAAGAGGACGAGGAGGAGCUGGAGGCAAGCUUGGAAGACCACGAGAACGUGGGAAAAUUACUGGUUCCUGGCAGGCGUAGCUGCUGCAUUCUGACCCGUCGCGGAAUCACUCUGCGCGUGCUUCUCAAGGAUGGGCUGAUUGAGCCCGGAGAGGGCGUUCUCUCCAUUUACUACCUGGGCAAGAAGUUCUUGGGCGACCUCAUGACAGAUGGCAAGAUCGUUUGGCAGGAGACGGGUCAAGUGUUCAACUCCCCAAGCGCCUGGGCGACCUACUGCAAAAAGCUUGUCAACCCAGCCAAGAAGUCUGGGUGUGGCUGGGCGUCGGUCAAGUAUAAGGGCCAGAAAUUAGACCAGUAUAAAGCUGUUUGGCUGAAGAAGUACCAGCCCAACACCCCCCCUGCAGAGGAGAGUUUAGUGAGCGAAGGGGAAGAGGACGAGCUUGCCGAUGAGGAGGAGGAAGAAGCCAAGGGGGUUAAGUCAGUCCUCUCAGAGUCCAUGCUGGCUAAGAAAUUGGAGGACAAGACCCGGAAGCAACAGACCAAAAGUCUUGCAGAAUUGCACAGCUCAGAUAACAGCAAAAGGCUGGACUGCAGGAAUCGAAUCCCUGUCCGUUAUUGCAGCCUGGGGAGUCGGGACUCUUCCAGGAAUCCUCACACCUUGGUAGAAGUGACGUCUUUCGCAGCCCUUAACAAGUUCCAGCCUUUCAAUGUCGCCAUCUCCAGCAACGUCCUUUUGUUAGUGGACUUCCAUAGUCACCUGACGAAGAGUGAAGUGACUGGCUAUCUCGGAGGUCGCUGGGACACCAACAGCCAGCUGUUAACGGUGCUGAGGGCAUUCCCUUGCCGAUCACGCCUUGCGGACGGGGACUUAGCAGCUGCUGUGGAAGAAGAGAUAUGCCAGAACCUUUUUAUGCGUGGGCUUUCCCUGGUGGGCUGGUAUCACAGCCACCCGUUCAGCCAUGCCCUGCCAUCCCUCCAGGACAUCGAUACUCAAAUGGACUACCAGCUGAAGCUCCAGGGAACCAGCAACAGCUUUCAGCCUUGCUUGGCACUCAUCUCCGGUCCAUACUGCCAUGCCAACCAAGGCGUAGAGUCGAAGAUUGCGCCCUUCUGGGUUAUGCCCCCUCCGGAGCAAAGGCCGUAUGAUUACGGCAUCCCCAUGGAAGUUGAGGUCUCCUACGUCCAAGACGGCUUCCUCACCAACGACGUUCUCCACGAGAUGAUGCUGCUGGUGGAGUUUUACAAAGCGGCGCCCGACGUAGUGAAGUUUCAAGAGAUGUGGAGCCAGGAGCAGACCUAUUUGGAUAAACUAAAGGGCUCGUUGGCUUCCAGGACGCCCAAGGACCAAGGUUUCGGACACAUCCUGGAGCAAGUCUACAGCAUCCUCAAACAAUACAGUUGAAACCAGGAGGAGGAACCAUGUCUUCAAGCUUUCAGUCAGGGGUUAGGGAAAGAAGUUUGGUUGAGAAGCUUAACCCCUCCAUUUUGAAACCCAGUUCUGCCCAAUCUUGCUUGGCUGGUAGAGAGGGAAAUGGAGACCCUUUGUGUUUGUGUGUUUAAGAAAGGUUUUUCACGAGUUUAAGAGGAAACACUGGACCAGCCAAGAACAUGCUUUGAUUUGCCUAUGCGGAAGCUAGAGAAGCUAUCUGUUCCCCUGUCCUGGGCUUGGCGUCACGGGACAAAACAAACCCAUUUCAUAGAUGGUCAACUGAGGCAACCUGGCUUGCGAGGCCUCAAAAGGACCCCUUGGUAGAUCUCAAAUUCAAUCCAGCAGAGUGUUGUGUGCUGGUCGACACAGCUGAUCUCCUCUUGAGGUUUUCCGAGACGGAACGGAAGCCCGCAACUCUCCAAUUUCGUCUUAUGUUUCAUGUUGUGAAGGGUGGGGAGAAACUAGCCUACGGCCUCCAAUGUUUCGGGUGUGUGUGUCUGAGCUGGUAAGAGGGCAGAUUUUAAAAAAGGGGGCAGUGUGGUGUUGCCUUUCUAAAAAAUUUCACCGAUGUGUAGAAGCAGCAAAAACUGAGUA
Molecule: messenger RNA, 2272 nt
Organism: Podarcis raffonei (Aeolian wall lizard)
Lineage: Eukaryota; Metazoa; Chordata; Lepidosauria; Squamata; Lacertidae
Gene: MPND
Product: MPN domain containing
Exons: 13
Coding region: 206-1651 (481 amino acids)
Biological process (GO): double-strand break repair
Cellular component (GO): BRCA1-A complex; BRISC complex
Molecular function (GO): polyubiquitin modification-dependent protein binding; metallopeptidase activity
Source: RefSeq, a predicted model, not a curated record